AUGGCCGGCGUUCAUCACUUUCCAGUAUCUUUUAAUUCAUUGAAUCCGAAUCCAUUCAACAAUCCGCAUCAUUAUCAUCAUCACUAUUUCAACUCGAAACCAUUCGAACUUGAUUUUCAACAAAAAUUCGAAUAUUGGUUCAAAAAUAAUGAUAUUCAAAAGGUGGAAAACGUUGAUUUCACGAGUCGUACAGCAGCAGAAUGGGAAUCAAAUGCAGUAAACGAUGAAAAAGCAGUUAAAAUAGAUAAUGAAGUGUUAUUACGGAAUCAGACACGAACAGGAACUAAUCAGCUUGGAGGAGUAUAUGCGAAUGGACGUCCGCUACCCGUGCAUUUACGUGAGGAGAUUAUUAAGAUGGCAUCAUCGGGUACGAAGCCAUGUCAGAUUUCACGUGAACUUCGAAUUUCACACGGUUGUGUGUCGAAGAUUCUUUCAAAGUAUCGUGACACGGGGUCAAUAAGGCCUGGAAAAAUCGGUGGAUCGAAGCCUAAAAAAUCUCUACCUCAGGUCGUAUCAGCGAUAUCAAUCUACAAGCGUUAUCGGCCGUCGAUUUAUUCGUGGGAGAUACGUGAUCGCUUAAUUUCUGAUGGUGUUUGCAAUACUCAUAAUGUACCGAGCGUGUCUUCAAUCAAUCGGUUCAUUAUAAUCAGUUGUUUUAUCAAAAAAUUUUAUUCAGUUGCUUUAUCUCUUACCAUCCACUAA
This is a messenger RNA of Dracunculus medinensis (Guinea worm), 702 nucleotides long. The record is from the annotation of a GenBank genome assembly. NCBI's taxonomy places the organism in Eukaryota, Metazoa, Nematoda, Chromadorea, Rhabditida, Dracunculidae.